AAUGAAGGAAAUGACAAUUAUGAUACCAACGUGACUUUAAUAGUUUCUCCGACUGUUUCUGCCACGAUGGAGCAAAGGAACAACACGGUGGUGGCAGUGUGCAGAGCUGAAGGAGGAAAUCCUGCUGCCAACAUCAGCUGGAGUUUUACAGGAAACUCAGAGCCUGAGACAUCGCUGUCUGACUCAGAUGGAUUAGUUACAGUAGAGAGCGUUUUGAAGAUCCCUGCUGGCAUGAGUCGAGAAAACCUGAGCUGUAUCAUCCAGCACCCRUCUUGGGAUCAAGAGAAGAUGGUUAUUGUAAAAGCUGAAAAAGAUGUUCAAUGGCAUUGGAUCUUUAUACCUGUCAUUGGGGUGGUUGUUGUACUUCUGGCAGGCAUCUCAACAUUUGCACUAAAAAAAUUUAAACUGCUAAGACGUCAACAGUCAGACACCCUAGACAAAUCACCACGGAUGGAGGAUGUGGAGGAAGUGGAGCCCUAUGCUAGCUAUGUUCAACGUGUGAACUCAAUCUACAACUAAGCUGCAGAUACGUUUGCACAUUAUAAAAAAAUCCUGCACAUGCAAAAGUCACACGCUUAAAAGCACAUCUCGGGACGUUGUGAGAAACUGAAGGCUGUGAAACAAAGAAACGGUGAAGUAGUACUGGGGCAGCAGAAUGAGAUCAAAGGUUUCCGAUGAGAGAGGGAAGCCUCUCAGUUCAGACCUAACAAACUGCACAGACUGWUGGAACAGGGGAUGUACACGUUGUCACACUUCUGCUGCCAUUCACAGCAAAURCUGCCCACUCCUCAAUGAGUGGGUCUAAUGGAGAACAUUGAUUAUUACUACAAAUGCACAAAAAGAAAAAAAAUCCAUUGAGGUGGAAAAUACAGUACUGCAAGUCUGAUGCUGGACCACGACUACAGACUUUGGAGAUUUUCUGUAACUGUAUAUAAUUAUAAUUAUUUAUCAAAGAGAUGUACAGUGAAAUAGACUCUUAUUUAGAAGAGACUCAGCCUCACUGAAGCAAAUAGCUCAUGUAUUUCAGAGUUGCCGAUCAGGUAAAUAUUCUGUAAAAAUUGUGUAUUUAACUUAAUAAAUUAUAUGCUGAAUAAAA
Messenger RNA from Austrofundulus limnaeus, 1096 nucleotides. Its product is annotated as cell surface glycoprotein CD200 receptor 1. The transcript is spliced from 5 exons. The record is from RefSeq and is a predicted model, not a curated record. Gene Ontology annotation, molecular function: signaling receptor activity. Gene Ontology annotation, biological process: regulation of neuroinflammatory response. Lineage: Eukaryota; Metazoa; Chordata; Actinopteri; Cyprinodontiformes; Rivulidae. Bases 67 to 519 code for a protein of 150 amino acids.